Messenger RNA from Onychomys torridus (southern grasshopper mouse), 315 nucleotides. RefSeq names its product enhancer of rudimentary homolog. The record is from RefSeq and is a predicted model, not a curated record. The transcript has a single exon. Lineage: Eukaryota; Metazoa; Chordata; Mammalia; Rodentia; Cricetidae. Bases 1 to 315 code for a protein of 104 amino acids.
AUGACUCCCAUCAAGCUGCUGGUGCAGCCUACUCAGAGUCUCGAAGGCCGAACGUACGCGGAGUAUGAAUCUGUGAACGAAUGCAUGGAAGGCAUCUGUAAGAUGUACGAAGAGCACCUGAAGCGGAUGAACCCCCUUAGCCGGUCCAUCACUUAUGGCGUCAGUCAGUUGUUUGAGUUUAUCGACCAUCUGGUGAACCUCAGCUGCCUGGUGUUUCGAGAAGAUACCCAGACCUACAAGGCUUACAACCGAGAGUGGAUCAAAGAGAGGAUCUACAUGCUCCUCAGUCAGCAGGCACAACCAGCAGAGACAUAG